Molecule: messenger RNA, 3030 nt
Organism: Rattus norvegicus (Norway rat)
Lineage: Eukaryota; Metazoa; Chordata; Mammalia; Rodentia; Muridae
Source: RefSeq, a predicted model, not a curated record
AUACAGCUAAGAUUUUGGUGGUUUUAUUUUUCCAAAGUUAUACAAGUACCAAUGAUUUUUUUUUGUUUGUUUGUGUUUGGACAAGGUCUCAUUAUGUAGCCCCAAAUUCACUGUGUAGAUCCAGCUGGCCUCACACUCACAGCCUGACUGAGCCCUGAGAUGAAAGGCCAGCUCCACCAGGACCAACACAAAUGAUUUUUAAAAAAACAUGAUUAUUGGUCCUUUCAAUUCAAGGUCAUUCAGAAAAUGGCAGAUUCUGGCCUGAAAAAUCAUUAUUGUGCAAUUUCCAGGGGAAGGAGGUGUUCUGGACAAUCUGAUCACCCACAGUUACUCUCUUCUCCCUUUCAGAUGUCAGUGUCGGUUUUUCUCACCCCAGGGCCCAGUUGGCGAUCACUUCUUCCUGCCUCGAAGAUGGAGCACGGGAGUGUUAGAAGGAAUCCGUUAGGCUGGACCCCAGAGGUGCAGUCUAGUCCCAAGGCAGUCCCUCACACAUCUUCCCUAUCCCUCAGGCCCCAGAGUCCUGACAGCCGAGACCUUUGCCUUUAACACCUGAAGGAAGGAAAGCCAGCAGCCGGCAAUCUCGCUAUCUGCGUGAUUUGGCGGGAGUAAGGGGAAGGUGUCUCGUUUGUGGCAAUGGCAUAAGCAAUAACGUCAUUAUUUACCAGCCUACUGCGAGGGAAUGUGAGACACACCCUCCCUCCCAAGGCCAGUGAUUCCGCCAGGGCCCUCUCGCGCCAGGGAGCCAGUGACGCUGCAGCUGACUGCUAGCAGGGCAGGGGCGGGGUUUGGGGGGGCGGCAAGAGGUGAAGGGAAGUGUGCGUGUUCUUGUCGGAGGAGGGAGAAGAACUCUACCCCGGGCCCCAGCAACAAGGGCGGGGGACACCCUGUCCCUGCCGACGCUUACUAGCGCGCGCACCGUGCUCAGGCACUCCGGGCUUCCCUGCGUCAUCCGCAUCCCGGGCGCCCGCCGCGAUGCUGCCAUUCAUUUCUCCCACACUGCCAGCUAGAGCAAGCCUCCAGGGCUGAGGGAACCGCGUGGAGCGACUGGCUCUUUGAGUCUGGAUUUUGGCGCCAACAGCGGUCCUACGGUUUGUGGGGAGUCUACUCUGGUGCGCGCCGCGGUUGCAGUGUUUAAGAUCCUUUCCCUGAAAGGCCGCGACGCAGUCUCGGGGGACAGACCCUGUGGUACACAAAUAGGGACCAGGUAUGCAGGUAGAUACAGAAAGCCCAAAACCGACACACGGAGACCGAGAUCGGAUACACAGAGGUAGGCUGACAGAUGCUCAGACAGUCGUAUACAAAUUGGCCAACUGACGGAGACCUACGCGUAACUAGGAUACAGGAGCGCGCCAAGCACCGUGGCACCAUCCCCAGGCCCGAGCUCUUCCCGCGCUCCAGUCGGUUGGUUCCUUCCCCUCUCUCCACGCGUAUUCCGCCCUUUCCCGGCCGCCUUUCAGAGUCCAGGGCCGUGUCCACAGCCAGGCUGGCCGCCGCCAUCUGGGGCCCCGCCGAGCCCCCAGCUUUUUUUGCGCUCAGCUCCCAGUUGCUCUCUCCUAACCGCAGCGUCCGUCCCUCCCCUUCUCCCCGAAGCACUGGGCUGGCCGCUCCCACCUAGCUGUCGCCUGCACCGGCCGCUGCGGUUCCCCGGGCCCACGUGGCGGCCAUCCGGCCACCUCGCGGGAACCUCCCACGGCCGCGCGCUCCACUCCAGGGAUCACCGGGCUCCCUCGGACCGCUGGGCCCCGCCUCUUAACGCUGGCCGGUGCCCGCCCCGCCUCCACCGCGCCCCGCCCGCCGUUCUCUGCCGCAGUCGGGCGCUCAUCGUCAUUCCGCUCUCGCCGCCGCCGCCGCCCCCGCCCCGCCCCCGCCCGGUCCCCGCCGCUGCCGCCGCCGCCUGCCCAGCGGCCCGGGAGGCGGAGGCGCGGGGGAGGAGGCCCCGCUCGGCUCCGCAGUCCCGGAUGCUGUAUGACUUCAUCCUUCCGCCGGCUCCCCUGCUGAGCUAGGGCCGGUCCGGCAGCUAGCCUCUGCCCGUGCCCCGCCGCAGUCCCUAGCCCGCCCGGUGCCCGCCAUGUCCGAGAUCCUACCCUACGGCGAGGACAAGAUGGGCCGCUUCGGCGCAGACCCCGAGGGUUCCGACCUCUCUUUCAGCUGCCGCCUGCAGGACACCAACUCCUUCUUCGCUGGCAACCAGGCCAAGCGGCCCCCCAAGCUGGGCCAGAUCGGCCGAGCCAAGAGAGUGGUGAUCGAGGAUGACCGGAUAGACGACGUGCUGAAGGGGAUGGGGGAGAAGCCUCCGUCCGGAGUGUAGACGCGCCGACGCACUCAUGCACUUUAGAACCUCGGGCCGCAGCUCCACCCCGCACACCGGAACCGACACAGAGACCCACGGCCCCCAGCCCGCCCCCUCCCGCACGGCUCCCCUGCCCCGCCCCUCCUCCGAUCAAUCUGGUCUGCAGCCCGGGCAGCUGCGGCGUCGGACUGCGCGGCCAGGGAGGUUUGGCUGCAUAUUUGCAUGAGCUUCCUACCCACCUCAGCCUAGCCCUCCGGGCCGUUCCUCAACUGUACCCCUGUCUGGCGUGACCCCAGCCUCUUUCUAAGGGACUUCCUCAGCACAUUUGUAUUUUUAUAUCCGAUUCUUUGUUUACUGGCUCCGCUCAUGGUUUGUGCCCUUCCCCCACAGCCUCCGCCAUGCUCUUCUGCGCCUGGCAGAUAGGACAGGUGUUGAGACUGGGAUGGGACAAGCCCCCAACAUGGUAACUAACCACAUGGCCAGUCUGCCCAGUUCUGACCCUAGGAGGCUCAUUGGGAGACUCCUCCCUCCCAAGGUAUCAUCUUUUAAGGGCCCAAGUCUGAUUUUACCUUGGACCCCUUCAUGCUACCCCUGGAAACCCAAAUGGGGACUGCUCAGUACCUUUGGAUGACAUCUGUGGACCGGAAGAUGUUCUCAACCCAGGGUUGUCCUUUGUAAAAAUGUUUCUUCAUCCUCAAUGUAACAGGAGUGUGUGAAUAAACACAGACCUCCGUGUGUGA